Molecule: messenger RNA, 2413 nt
Organism: Pantherophis guttatus
Lineage: Eukaryota; Metazoa; Chordata; Lepidosauria; Squamata; Colubridae
Gene: FBXW5
Product: F-box and WD repeat domain containing 5
Biological process (GO): protein ubiquitination
Cellular component (GO): SCF ubiquitin ligase complex; Cul4-RING E3 ubiquitin ligase complex
Molecular function (GO): protein binding
Source: RefSeq, a predicted model, not a curated record
UGUCGUCGCUCGCCGGAAGGAAGUGCGCGGCCGUGAAGGGGCCGCUCUCGGCGGGAGGCUCCCUGGUAGGGGCGGCCCGGCGGCAGGAUGCGGCCAUGCUCCCCGACAGCCUCCUCGUCGAGAUCUUCCGCCUCCUGCCGCCCGCGGACGUGGUGGCGGCGGGGCGGGUGUGCCGGCAGUGGCGCCGGGUGGCCCGGGACGAGGUCCUGUGGAGGGGGCUCUUCUACCGGCACUACGGCGUCGCCCGCCACGUCCACAGGCACCCAGCUGCCGCCUCCUGGUACGGAGAGUUCCAGCGGCUGUGCGAGGCCGUCCCGCGCGUGGAGGUGCAGCGCCUGCAGGAGCACGGAGAGCCCGUCCUCCACCUCAGCUUCGCCCACAGCGGCCGCCUCUUCGCCUCCUGCUCCAAGGACUGCACCGUCAAGGUCUGGAACAACGAUCUCCCGGUCUCGCUGCUGCACAGCACCAGCAUGAAGAAAUACAACUGGAGCUACACUCACUUCUCCCAGUUCAACGCGGACGAUUCCCUCCUCCUGGUCUCCGGGGUCUUUAUGGGGCCCCGGACCUCCUCCUCGGGGGAGAUUGCCGUCAUCGGCCUGGAGAACUUCGAACUCCUGUCCCGAGUCCGCAAUAAGCCCUACGACGUUUUUGGCUGCUGGCUGAACGAGACCAACUUGAUCUCCAGCAACCUGCACCGGAUUGGGUACCUCACUUCCUGCUCCGUCUUAUGGCUGAACAACGCCUUCCAGGGCGUCGAGUCCGAGAACGUCAACGUGGUGAAACGGCUCUUCAAAAUCCAGAACCUGAAUGCCAGCACCAUCCGGACAGUCAUGGUCGUUGAUUGCAGCCGCUACAGCUCUCCUGACGAGCUGCCGAGCCCUGGAGAGCAGGUGGGGGAGGGCCCCGCUCCUCCCCACAAGGAGAGCCCCAGCCAGGAGGUGGAGGAGAGGCCCCAGCUGAGGGGUUUCCCGGCAGCCGAAGGGGAGGCAGGGACUGAAGAUGGGCUGGACCGCUUCCUGAGUGACAUCAUGGCGGGACGCGUCCGGCCAAUGAUGACGGAGAUGGAGAUGGAGACGAAAGUGGCCCGACUCCUGGCCCGGAACCGAACGAAACCCCCAGAGCCCAACCUGCUCUCCCUGCAGGGUGGAAACAAGAAAUACCUGGUCUUCACCACCGGCUGCCUCACCUACUCACCGCACCAGAUUGGAAUCAAGCAGAUCCUUCCCCACCAAAUGACAACCGCAGGGCCUGUUCUGGGGGAAGAGAGGAAUUCGGACAGAUUUUUCGAUUCGCUGGAUCAUGUCAUUGAUAUUCACGGGCAUAUCAUUGGCAUGGGCCUCUCUCCAGACCACAGGUACUUGUACGUCAACAGCCGCGCUUGGCCUGAGGGCUGCGUUGUUUCCGAUCCUUUGCAGCCACCCCCCAUCGCUGAGGAGAUUGAGCUGCGCGUGGUGGACCUCAAGACCAUGAAGGAGGCCAAGCGGGCUCUGCGGGCACACCGGGCCUACACGCCCAGCGAAGAGUUCAACUUCAUUUUCCUUGAUGUCAGCAGGGACUUUGUGGCCAGUGGGGCCGAGGAUCGCCACGGAUACAUCUGGGACCGGCACUACGACAUCUGCUUGGCCAAAUUGCAGCAUGACGACGUGGUCAACUCGGUGGCUUUCAGCCCUGUGGAACAGGAGCUCCUCCUGACAGCCUGCGCGGACAACACCAUCAAAGUGUGGCGCUCUCCCCGCACCGCGCGAGUCCUCCACGAGGAGAAGCCCAGACUUCGUAGACGCCUCUUCUCCUGGGCCACGAAGCAGGGAACGUGAGCUGGGCAGGGCUUGCUUCCUUGGGCCAGGAGGCCCGUCCCCUGCAAGCGACCCUGGCCCAGCCCACUCAGCUUCACAGAUGCCCUGCUCGGGUGAGGCCUGGAAGAAUCGCCACUCGAGGAACGGAGCCGCAGGCUGGCAUAGUUCUGUAGGAUGCUGUCACCCUCUGAUGUGGCUCCUGGGCUCUGAACGGCCACGAAGGGAGCCAGGAGACCUGUGCUGCUCCUGCUUGAAUCUCUGCUUGACGGGGAGGUAAGAGAAACACAGCUGGGCCCUGAGCUGGAUUCCCUUCGGUGCCUCUGCUCUCGUUGACCCAGGCGGCCCCCCUCUCCCCCCGAAGGAUUUGGAGCUGCAGCCUGCCGGCCCCUGGGAAGGAGCACGGGUGCCCUCCCGUCCCUGGCUUGGGGGAGUUGCCCACGUUCCCCGAGGAGGGGAAUUACAAGAGGCAGGUGAAGGCACGACUGGUGUUAUUUCUUUUGUGAAGCAGAAAGAAACCUGUUUGUGUGUCUUUGAGGAGGGCUGGGCAGCUUCCACGCCCUGCCAACCUUGGCUACCCAGUGCAGCAUGGCUUGGUCUUAAUAAACUUUGCUUGAGUUGUU